UCAGAAGUCAGUGGUGUGACUGAGGGGUGCGGUCGUAUUUGAAUGCAACUUUUCAUUUGCGUUACACUAGCGCAGUUUCGUACGUACGUUCAGUACUACUCAGGGCUAUAACAGAUGACAACCCUAAAUACUGGAAAACUUAACACGGCUAAAAAGUAUUCUUGAUGCUUUUAUCAGUGCCGACUCGUUUUAGCGCGAGGAAGCACUCAAAUCGCGUGUAAAUCAUGCCUCAGGGUCCAAUGGAUUACAGCAAAACGAUGGCUCCACCGGUUCCGCCGCAUAAACCCAAAGUGACCAGGCUGGGAGAAACUCAGGAGCGGAUUCUCAAGUGUGUUCUUUUGGGCGAUGGAGCGGUGGGGAAAACAAGCCUGGUUGUCAGCUACACUACCAAUGGCUACCCAACAAAAUACGUCCCGACUGCAUUCGAUGACUUCUCAGCGGUCGUGCAGGUGGACGGGAGCCCGGUUCGGCUACAGCUGUGUGACACCGCUGGACAGGACGAGUUCGAUAAGCUGAGGCACUUCUGCUACCCACGGGCCGACGCCCUGCUGCUGUGCUUCAGCGUGGUGAGCCCCGCCUCCUUCCAGAACGUGUGGGAGAAGUGGGUGCCCGAGAUCCGCCGGCGGUGCCCGCUCACCCCCGUGCUGCUGGUGGGCACGCAGUGCGACCUGCGCCAGGACGUCAAGGUGCUGAUCGAGCUGGCGCGCCGCAGGGAGCGGCCCGUGCCGGAGGCCGACGCCCGCGCCCUGGCGGACAAGGUGGGCGCCGUCACCUACGUGGAGUGCUCCGCCCUGACGCAGAAGAACCUGAAGGAGGUGUUCGACGCCGCCAUCGCCGUGGGCCUGCGCCACGCCGACAGGCGCGACCGCAGGGAGCGGAAGGUCCGCAGCACGGCCGACAAGAUGAAGAUGCUCUCCAAGUCCUGGUGGAAGAAGUACGUCUGCGUACAGUGACCCACAGACACUGCAGUAGGGUGGGGUAGUGUGAGGCGGGGGACUUUUAUUCUGAAACGAGGACUCUUAAUCUUGAGCCGGAGACAGAGAAUGUCAGAUAUGACUGGGAUGGCCUGCCGUGAACACUGUAAAAGUGGAUAGGAUUGCUCAGAGGAGCUUGGCCUGUACGACUACCUAUUAGAUCUUCAAGUGGAAGGGCAUUCAUUCUUCUCAGUGUUCCAAAGAGGUGAACGAGCAGCAAGGGCUGUAUGUUGCUGGUCUCCGUGAGCUGAUACUCAAAGGAAACUGGGACAUUGAGUUUCUGUUUUCAGGCUGUGAUCAACUGACUCUAAAACAAAGCCAUGAUAUUUAAAGUGAAAUAAUUAUUCUUUACAUAUUCAUGUAAAUGAUGCGGAUAUAUCGUAUUCUUUUUUCUUUU
This is a messenger RNA of Anguilla anguilla (European eel), 1371 nucleotides long. It is a transcript of the gene rhoub, whose product is annotated as ras homolog family member Ub. Bases 225 to 953 code for a protein of 242 amino acids. Gene Ontology annotation, biological process: small GTPase-mediated signal transduction. Gene Ontology annotation, molecular function: GTPase activity; GTP binding. The transcript is spliced from 3 exons. The record is from RefSeq and is a predicted model, not a curated record. Lineage: Eukaryota; Metazoa; Chordata; Actinopteri; Anguilliformes; Anguillidae.